Messenger RNA from Columba livia (rock pigeon), 4607 nucleotides. It is a transcript of the gene ABTB3, whose product is annotated as ankyrin repeat and BTB domain containing 3. Gene Ontology annotation, molecular function: protein heterodimerization activity. The coding region runs from base 207 to 3413 and encodes 1068 amino acids. The record is from RefSeq and is a predicted model, not a curated record. The transcript is spliced from 18 exons. Gene Ontology annotation, biological process: SMAD protein signal transduction. NCBI's taxonomy places the organism in Eukaryota, Metazoa, Chordata, Aves, Columbiformes, Columbidae.
CCGUGGCUAGCAGCAGGCUGCGGGCAGCACCGCCGCUUCGCUGGCGUCUGGUGGAGCGGAGCGGGGUGGCAGCAGCAGGCUGUGGCCGGCAGGGCGAAGCGAAGCGGCUGGAGGGUCUCUCCGCGCCCUCCCGUUGUUCUCUUUCUCCCCCUUUCCUGUGAACCGCUCCCCGCCCGGGUCCCGCGGGUGCAGCAUGAAGUGCAGCGAUGGCCCGGAGAGGUAAGACGGCGGUGAGGACGCUGGAAGACCUGACGCUGGACUCCGGGUAUGGUGGCGCGGCGGACUCGGUGCGCUCCUCCAACUUGUCGCUGUGCUGCUCGGAUUCGCACCCCGCGUACCCCUAUGGAGGAAGCUGCUGGCCGCACCUAACUGACUCCAUGCACAGUCGGCACAACAGCUUCGACACCGUCAACACCGUCCUAGCGGAAGACUCCGAGGUGCUGGACUGCGCGGGGCAGCAGUGCUCCCGGCUCCUGCCCGACCUUGAGGAGGUCCCCUGGAGCCUGGAGGAGGUGGAGGCGCUGCUGCUGCCGCCGCCGCGCCGGGAGCCGCGGGCACCGGGCGCCGCCGCUGCCAGCCCCGGGAGCCGGGAUGCGGCGGCGCGGCUCUCGACGCUGGUGAGCCGGGCACUGGUGCGCAUCGCCCGGGAGGCGCAGCGGCUGAGUCUCCGCUUCGCCAAGUGCACCAAGCACGAAGUGCGGAGCGCGAUGGAGAUCGUGCUGGGCUGGACGCUGGCGGCCCGCUGCACGGCGGCCGCCCUCGGCGCCCUCUCCCUCUACAACAUGAGCAGCAGCGGCGGCGACCGCUUCAGCCGCGGCAAGUCGGCGCGGUGCGGGCUGUCCUUCUCCGUGGGCAAGUUCUACCGCUGGAUGGUGGACAGCCGCGUGGCCCUGCGUAUCCACGAGCACGCCGCCAUCUACCUCACCGCCGGCACCGAGUGCCUCUUCCGCGACAUCCACGCCCGGGUGCUGGCCGGCCCCGCCGCCCCGCUCCCCGGCCGCCCCCCGGCCGCGGCCGCCGCCCCGGCCGAGAAGGAGAAGGACGGCGGCGAGGCGCCCCGCUUCACCCUGGAGACGCUGGAGCAGACGGUCAACAAUGACCCCGAGCUCUGGGGUUUGCUGCAGCCCUACCAGCACCUCAUCUGCGGCAAGAACGCCAGCGGUGUUCUCUGCCUGCCGGACAGCUUGAAUCUUCAUAAAGACCAGCAAAGGUCAAACAAGCCUGGAGAGGUGCAGAUGUUCAGCCAGUCAGAGCUGAGGACCAUCGAGCAGUCUUUGCUUGCUACACGCGUGGGGAGCAUUGCUGAGCUCAGUGACCUGGUGUCUCGAGCGAUGCACCACCUCCAGCCCCUCAAUGCCAAGCAGCAUGGGAACGGGACACCGAUGCACCAGAAGCAGGGAUCACUCUACUGGGAGCCGGAGGCUCUGUACACCCUCUGCUACUUCAUGCACUGUCCGCAGAUGGAGUGGGAAAACCCCAACGUGGAGCCGUCAAAAGUCACACUGCAGACCGAGAGGCCAUUCAUUGUGCUGCCUCCCCUGAUGGAGUGGAUACGGGUUGCCGUGGCUCACGCGGGGCACCGUCGCAGUUUCUCGGUGGACAGCGAUGACGUACGGCAGGCGGCGAGGCUCCUGCUGCCGGGAGUUGACUGCGAACCUCGACAGUUAAAAAUCGACGACUGUUUUUGUGCGUCUCGGAAGCUGGAUGCAGUUGCCACUGAAGCGAAGUUCAAGCAGGAUCUGGGCUUCCGAAUGCUCAACUGUGGCCGAACGGAUCUGGUUAAACAAGCCAUAUCCUUGCUGGGGCCGGAUGGGAUUAACAGCAUGAGUGAACAGGGCAUGACUCCACUGAUGUAUGCUUGUGUCAGGGGUGAUGAGGCUAUGGUGCAGAUGCUGCUAGAUGCUGGAGCAGAUCUGAAUGCUGAGGUUGUCAGUACUGCUCAUAAAUACCCAUCCGUCCACCCUGAGACCCGCCAUUGGACAGCUCUGACAUUUGCUGUGUUGCAUGGACAUAUUCCUGUAGUUCAGCUGUUGCUGGAUGCUGGAGCAAAGGUAGAAGGUUCCUUGGAGCAUGGAGAGGAAAAUUACUCUGAAACUCCUUUACAGUUGGCAGCGGCUGCUGGAAAUUUUGAACUGGUCAGUUUGCUGUUGGAGCGAGGAGCGGACCCCAUGAUAGGAACAAUGUACAGGAACGGCAUUUCCAUGACUCCACAAGGUGACAUGAACUCUUUCAGUCAGGCUGCUGCACAUGGACACAGGAAUGUCUUUCGUAAGCUGCUUGCUCAGCCAGAGAAGGAGAAGAGCGACAUUCUGUCACUGGAGGAGAUCCUGGCGGAGGGAACGGACUUGCCCGAUGCAGCAGCAGCUCCGCUCUGUGCCAGCCGCAACAGCAAGGCCAAGCUGAAAGCCCUGAAGGAGGCCAUGUACCACAGCGCUGAGCACGGCUACGUGGAUGUGACCAUUGACAUACGCAGCAUAGGAGUUCCCUGGACGCUGCACACAUGGCUGGAGUCCUUGCGCACGUCCUUCCAGCAGCACAGACGACCGCUCAUCCAGUGCUUGCUGAAGGAGUUCAAGUCCAUUCAGGAAGAAGAGUACACAGAGGAGCUCAUCACACAAGGGUUGCCCCUGAUGUUUGAGAUACUGAAAGCCAGCAAGUUCAGAGUAACCAGGACGCGAGUUAUCUACACAUGUACGUCGUGCAUUCUCCAUGUGAGAUGCAAACGCCAGAAUGAAGUGAUCAGCCAGCAACUGUCUGUCAUUUUCACGCAUUGCUAUGGGCCCUACCCUAUUCCAAAGCUCGUUGAAAUUAAGCGCAAGCAGACCUCUCGCCUAGAUCCCCAUUUUCUUAACAACAAAGAGAUGUCAGAUGUUACAUUUCUGGUGGAAGGAAGACCAUUUUACGCACAUAGAGUGUUGCUAUUUACUGCAUCACCAAGGUUUAAAGCAUUGCUGUCUAGCAAGCCCUCAUCUGAUAGUACUUGUAUUGAGAUCAACUAUGUGAAGUACCCCAUCUUUCAGCUGGUUAUGCAGUAUCUUUAUUGUGGAGGUGCAGAGUCACUCCUGAUUAAAAAUAAUGAAAUUAUGGAGCUUCUCUCUGCUGCUAAAUUUUUCCAGCUUGAAGCUUUACAACGACACUGUGAGAUCAUUUGCGCAAAAAGCAUUAAUACAGAAAACUGCGUGGAUAUUUAUAAUCAUGCCAAGUUUCUCGGAGUCACAGAACUAUCUUCCUAUUGUGAAGGCUACUUUCUAAAAAAUAUGAUGGUCCUCAUUGAAAAUGAAGCUUUCAAACAGCUGUUGUAUGACAAGAACGGAGAAACGUCUGGUCAAAAUGUACUAGAGGACUUACAGAGGACGUUGGCCACAAGGAUUCAGUCAAUCCAUUUGUCUUCUUCAAAGGGCUCCAUUGUGUAAAUCUGAGGAAGAUGGUAACCGUUGAAUAAAGACCCUGCAAGUUAAGUCUGCUGUUGCAGUUGCUUACACCCAUUGCAGUUGCUUAAACGAUUCAAAAAACAUAAUUCAAAAAUUCUCCUUUACAUCCCAAUAGUUCUGUGUUGGCUAAAGGUGCUGUGCUGGGGCUGUGGCCUCAUUUGGAUGACGGAAUACAGAAAAACAAAAGCUCCUCCAUGUUUAUAAGCAAACGAGGUACAAGAGCAUCCAGUGAAUCGCUGUUGUACUCAAAUCCUGAACACACACGUGUGGUCGUGGAGCUUGAUGCUAACAAAAGCCAGGACUCACAUCAGUGAACAGCAGAAACUCCUGCCUGAGCGGUGGUACCAGGGAACACCUGAAUUGGCCAAUUAAUCAUUUAAGGCGGAUUUGUUCCAAUGUUACACGUUUAAGAACUAUAUCUAUCCCAGAGUCCAUUAUCUCAUGCAUUCAAGAAAUGUAAGAACUGUUAUUACUGUCAAGCAAAGAUCGACUGUAUUAGAGAGUGGGUAAGACUGUUAAAACUGAGGAAAUAUACUGGCAGAUUUUUAGGGGUGGGGACUUUAUAAAUUGUUCAUAAAAAUCAAUGGGGUGGCCUUGUAGUUUACAAACUAUUUCUUAAGCUUAAAAUUUCAUUUUCGACAGAGCUGUGUUUGAGAAUCUAUGUAACAUGUUUUUUUAAAUGGUAAAAUGUACAUUGUGUAAACAUACAUAUGAUCAAGUUUUGCUUGUAUUCUUUCCUAGGGUGGUAUAAUCUUGCCUAACCGGCUGUGGUUACACCAAAGAGGUACAUUACCCAGACUAUCUCUAAUACAGUAGUUGGGGGGCAGGAGAACUGCAUGCUACUUGUAAUUUGGGGUUAAAAGCAAUGACAAACUCAACAUGCAUUUGCAUGGUAACCGUACCUGUGAAAUGUUACGUUCGUGCUGUUUCGCCAAGACAAAUGCAAUGUUACUUCUUGUCAAAACUUCAUUUGUGAAAUUAACAUAUUUUUUCAUUUGGUAUGAUUGGUUGUGAUAUGAUACCCCUAGAGACCCUUCUUGAGAUGCUGAUUUCUGUUUGUUACAGUGAAGGGACGAUAACAGAUCUUCAGUAAUGUGUCGAUACUUUGCUACUGGCCAGAGGUUGUGUCUGAGUUAGACUUUUAAAAAUUAUAAUUAAAUAUGUACUAUAGAAUGA